AUGGAAAUGGUACACAAAGCAUGGGAAAAUGUUAGUGCUCAAACCAUCGCCAAUUGCUUCAGAAUUUGUGGUUUUAUUAAGGACGGACAGACAAUUGGUGAAGGUAUUCCUGUUCAAUGUGAGGAAGUUGAAAGCACAUGGAACAGACUAGAAGUUCCUGUAUCAUUUGAAGAAUUUGUUCACUUUGACGAUAAUGUCGCAACUGCUGGUACUUUUACUGACGAGGAAAUUAUUCAAUCUACUUUAGCCAAUCAGCACAAUUCUGACAAUGAUGACGUGGAAGAGGAGGCGGAGGCGGAGGCUCCUGUCAUAUCGUUAAAAGAAGCAACAUUUUUUAUGCCAGGAUUACGUAAAUUUUUUGAGCAAUCUGAAAUGGACGAAAAAAGAUGCGAUACAAUUUUCAAUGCUAUCAGUAAGUUAGACAACGCUAUGGACCAGAUUGUGACCAACAAUUUUUCACAAAAAAAAAUAACAAAUUUCUUUAAAAUGUAA
This is a messenger RNA of Macrosiphum euphorbiae (potato aphid), 492 nucleotides long. The record is from the annotation of a GenBank genome assembly. NCBI's taxonomy places the organism in Eukaryota, Metazoa, Arthropoda, Insecta, Hemiptera, Aphididae.